Messenger RNA from Pyrus x bretschneideri (Chinese white pear), 2818 nucleotides. Its product is annotated as LEAF RUST 10 DISEASE-RESISTANCE LOCUS RECEPTOR-LIKE PROTEIN KINASE-like 2.2. Bases 692 to 2818 code for a protein of 708 amino acids. NCBI's taxonomy places the organism in Eukaryota, Viridiplantae, Streptophyta, Magnoliopsida, Rosales, Rosaceae. Gene Ontology annotation, biological process: protein phosphorylation. Gene Ontology annotation, molecular function: protein kinase activity; ATP binding; polysaccharide binding. The record is from RefSeq and is a predicted model, not a curated record. The transcript is spliced from 4 exons.
CAUUAGUUUUCUUUAAUUUUAAAGCACCACUAUUCUAGUAACCAAACAUCUUUAAGGCCAUAACCAAACACCAUCCUAAACUCAUAACCCAUAACCAACCUCCAGAUUUCCUCGUCAGUCGUCGUCGACCGAUACCCCACCUUUUCACCGCCUUCCCUCCCCAGCAUCUCUCUCUCAAAGUCUGCAAUUCCUUUGAACGUCAAAGUUCCAAACCUCUUGUCUUCCAGAACCUCUAAUUUUGCGGAUUUCCAUAACCCAAUUUUACCGAGCUCAGAUCUGGACGCCGGCGAGGGAUUGAAACUGACGUCGCCGGAGAAAAGAGGGAUUGGGAGUGGUCGGGAAUGAGAGUAGGUCGCCGGAGAAGUAACGGACUGCGGGGGUUGCUGGAGAAAGAAGGGUUGAGGAAGACGGCGGGGUGAUUGGUUACAAGAAUAAGCAAGUGUUUGAUUGAGUUUCACUUGACAGGUGGAAUAAUUUUAUUGGACCACAUAAGUGGUCAGCUUGUCAGUGUUAUCCUAGUUUUAUACGUCUCGUGGGUUUGUCUUUGCUUCGUUUGUCAUAAAUAAUGGGCUCCAAGCGGCCAAUUUAUAUCUGAGUUCGCCCUCUUCUUGCCACAAGCCAAAAACCCUUGCUCCCAUUAAGCUUUUUUGCCCUCUUCCAUAAUUUUGAUACAUCUAUAUUCUCUUUUACCAUGUGUAGAGGAAGUCUCUUACUAGUUCCAUAUGGAGCCCUUCUUCUACUCUUUCUUCUUCCCUUUAUUUGUUCCCAAACAUCGAUACCUGAAAAUAAUUCUGAUUGUACUCUUUCUUGUGGCAAUAUUGGCAUAAGCUCUCCAUUUCGGUUAAAAGGAGACCCUCAACACUGUGGCAACCGUAAGUACGAGCUAGCUUGUGAGGAAAAUGUUACAAUCCUGUACUUUUAUAACCGAAAGUUUUACGCCAAGGCGAUCAAUUACAAUAACUUUACAAUCCGUUUUGUGGAUGCUGCUGUUCAAAAGAAAGAUAACUACUACUCCAUCCCGCGUUACUCCUUAACCCCAUCCAACUUUAGUUAUCCGAAUCCUUACAGCAAUUAUCUACCCCGACUGACGUGGAGUUCAAAUAGACCGGACGCAAGUUCUAGUUACACGACAUGGCCUAUAAUUUUUAUGGACUGUCCAAAACCGAUGCAUUCUCCUGGCCUUGUAGAAACAGCUCCAUGCGUCAAGGACGGCACCUACUCUUCCAAUUCUUCUUUGUCCAAUGGUUUAAGAAUGUUUUCUUAUUCCAUCCUUGGCUGGAAUGGCUUCAUAAGUUCAUUGGAUUUGGGGGAGUCCUGUGAAAUAACGCAGAUGCUUAUGGUCUCACCUUCGUUAUCCGUAGAAGACAUGCAUGAACACUUGACGUCCUGUGAAGGCAUAUAUAGUGAAAUAGCGCAUGGCUUCGAGCUUUCAUGGUUUGACCAGGCUUGUAGCACCUCAAACUGCACAGAGUACCCGUGUGUGCUCAACAAGUUGAGCAAAAUUGAGUGCCUUCGCUACGAAGAACAUUGGUACAACAAGAUCUUAAAGCCCAUAGAUAGGGUUUUGUACCAGAUAUAUUUGUACAUCGACUCUUGGUUUAUACCUGAGGACAAGUGGUGGAAUGUGUACCCUUACCGGCGUCUGAUUGUUGUGAGCUCAUUCCUAGGACUAUUCCAAGUAGUCAGAUUUUUAUUUGGCUUUCCCUGUUUAAUUGCAUUAAUAAUAUACAAAUGCAAAAGGAGGCACUUGUCCAUGUAUGAAAAUAUAGAAGACUUUCUGCAGAAUAAUCAGCUCAUGCCAGUAAGGUACUCUUACUCGGACAUAAAAAAGAUGGCCAGAGGUUUUAAGGACAAGUUAGGGGAAGGUGGCUUUGGUUCUGUGUACAAGGCAAAGCUUCGCAGUGGCCGUCUUGUAGCCAUCAAGAUGUUGGGCAAGUCGAAAGCCAACGGGCAGGAUUUUAUCAAUGAAGUUGAUACCAUCGGAAGGAUUCACUAUGUUAACGUGGUGCAACUUAUUGGUUUUUGUGUGGAGGGUUCAAAGCGUGCUCUUGUAUAUGACUUCAUGCCUAAUGGGUCUCUUGAUAAGCACAUAUUUUCUCAACAAGGAGUUAUCUCCUUAAGUUGCGAGAAAAUGUUUGAAAUCUCACUUGGAGUGGCUCGUGGUAUUGAAUAUUUGCAUCGAGGAUGUGACAUGCAAAUUUUGCACUUCGACAUCAAGCCUCACAACAUUCUUCUCGAUGAGAACUUUCUUCCGAAGGUUUCAGAUUUUGGGUUAGCAAGGCUAUGCCCAUUGGAUAAUAGCAUUGUGUCUUUGACUGCAGCGAGAGGAACCAUCGGAUACAUGGCUCCAGAGUUUUUCUACAAAAACAUUGGAGGUGUUUCGUACAAAGCUGAUGUCUAUAGUUUUGGGAUGCUGCUGAUGGAAAUGGCUGGAAAAAGAAAGAACUUAAACGCAAAUAUAGAACACUUGAGCCAAAUAUACUUUCCGACAUGGGUUUUCGACCAGCUGAGUGGAGGAAAUGACCUUACAAUCGGAGAUGCUACAGAGGAGGAAAAGAAAAUCAUUAAGAAGAUGAUUAUUGUGGCGUUGUGGUGCAUACAAAUGAAGCCUAGCGACCGUCCUUCUAUGAAUAAAGUUGUAGAGAUGCUUGAAGGAGAAAUUGAAAGCCUUCAAAUGCCUCCAAAGCCUUUCUUAUACCCACAACAAAUGCCAGUGGUGGUUACUGGCGGCAGUUCAAGUACCGCAUCAGCUGCAUCGAGGACAACGACAACAUCUAGGGAAAUUGUUUUGAUUGCAGAUGAAAAUUCACAGAGUUAA